Molecule: messenger RNA, 1542 nt
Organism: Anthostomella pinea
Lineage: Eukaryota; Fungi; Ascomycota; Sordariomycetes; Xylariales; Xylariaceae
Source: the annotation of a GenBank genome assembly
AUGUCUUUGGCGGUGCUCUCCGACGAGGUGAUCCGCGAGCUCCUCGAGACCCUGAGCCACGACGAGGCCGAAGGCUUCGCACACACGCUGAAAUGCGCCCUCCAUGACUACUCGACCGGCACGCAGUCGAUCGACGCGGGACUCAUCCACCAGCCGAAGAGGACCUCCGUUACCUCGAAUGCCACUGGCGCAACCACACUGUUCAUGCCCUCCUGUAGUCCGGUUGGGCAUGGGGUGAAGGCUAACGUGUCGUGGACAUACGCAGUUGUCACCGUCUCCUCGCCGCACGCCGAUCCCUCCCUCCCGACCAUCAAGCCCACGGGCUCCGUGACACUCUACUCGCCCUCCGGCAGCCCGCUGGGUUUCCUCCACGCACAAACCCUCACAGCAUUCCGCACGGCGCUCGCCUCAUCCUGCCUGCUCACCAAGCGCGCCAGCGUGCGUACCAUUACAGUCUUCGGCUCCGGCCUGCAGGCCUACUGGCACAUCCGGCUCGCGCUGAUGCUGCGGGGCCGCACGAUCCGCACCGUCAACAUCAUCAACCGCCGGUUCAGCGACAACGCCAAGACGAUUCUGAAGCAGUUCUACGCGGUGCCGGCAGCCGUCAAGCAGCGCGAGGGCUGGACCGAAGCGCAGUUCAGCAUGUUAACGCCUACGUACGGCGAGUACAGCCGGCUGCAGAAGGAGCACAUUCGUGAAGCCGACGUGAUUUACUGCUGCACGCCGAGCACGGAGGCGCUGUUCGACGCGAGCAUACUGACAAGCCACGAGGGGCGGCGCAAGGGCAGGCUGAUCGUGGCUGUGGGAAGCUAUACGACGGACAUGCGCGAGUUGCCGCGGGAGCUGCUGCUUCAGGCCACGAAGCAGCACGCGGCGGGGCAUAUGCACUACCACAAGCACGCGACGGAGGGCGGCGUCAUUGUAGUCGAUACGCUGGAUGGGGCGCUCAAGGAGGCCGGUGAGAUCAUCGACGCUGAGUUGGAGCCGAAACAGCUGGUUGAACUCGGAGAACUAGUCAUGAUCCACAAGCUGAGAGAAGACGAAGACUCCGCAACCGACGGCUCCUCCGCCAUCAGCAACUCCUUCGACAAGCUGGACCUCUCAUCCUCGGGCCCAGGCCCGGCCAUGUCGACCGUCUUCGGCGGCAACAACUCGUCCACAGACGCGAGCAGCCACCCCAAGCGCUCAUCCUCGCGCAGCCCCAGCCGUCCGAAAAGCAGUUCGAGCCGCAAAGGCAGCUUCCACCUGCCCUCGCUGCGCCGCGGCUCAGCCUCGAGCCAGGGCUCCUCCGCCGACAACCAUCGGCCGCACAAGGACAAGGCGCAGCAGCAGAAGCGCGACGACCACCUCGCGCGCUGGCUCUCGUCCGGCAACGUCAUCUACAAGAGCGUCGGGCUGGGGUUGGUGGACCUGGUGGUGGGGCUGGAGGUCGUGCGGCUGGCCAGGGAGCGCGGCGUCGGGAGUCAUGUCGAGAACUUCAGCAGCUCGACUCCCGAGUCUUUGUCGUCGUAUUCUGAGUCUUCUGUGUCGGCGGCCCCGUAG